Messenger RNA from Drosophila arizonae, 1731 nucleotides. It is a transcript of the gene ppk9, whose product is annotated as pickpocket 9. Gene Ontology annotation, biological process: sodium ion transmembrane transport. NCBI's taxonomy places the organism in Eukaryota, Metazoa, Arthropoda, Insecta, Diptera, Drosophilidae. Gene Ontology annotation, cellular component: plasma membrane. The record is from RefSeq and is a predicted model, not a curated record. Gene Ontology annotation, molecular function: ligand-gated sodium channel activity.
AUGCAGCAGGAAGAGAACCAAAGCUUGAGUCCAACCACAACGGCUAGCUGGACAGACAGCGAAGACUCGCGCACAGCAUCCACCGCCUCACUGGUGCAGCAGCAGCUGAAGAGUACGCCUCUAAGAUCGGGCUCUCGCGUGGGUCCGGGUCUGCUGCUCUUUCCGGGCACAGCCCUGCGAGCCGAUCAACGGCGGGCAGCCAAAGAGCGCCAGCUGGAAAAGUCAGUCUCGAAUGCUAAUGGAGAGCAAGAUGCAUCGCUCAAUCGCCGCAAGCCGAAUAGCAUACGCAGCUUUCGCCGACCGCCGCUCUGGCAGCCACCGGCCAUCAAAGCGGAGGCGGAGGAACCGCUUAAAGAGGAGCAGCAGGUGGCUCCACUGCCAUAUCUGGCCAAGCUGCAGGCUUUCAUCAUAGAAUUUCUUCAAGGAUCCUCGAUACACGGCUUCAUCUAUUUGGCCAAGUUCGGUUUGAAUUUCCUGGAACGCAUGCUUUGGUUUGCCUUCAUCUGCGUGGCAUUGUUCAGCAUCAUCUCGCUGAGCCAACGCACUUGGCAACGUUUCCAGACCUCGCCCAUGGUCAUCUCAAUGGAUCGCAAUAAGCUGGUGUGGAACACCAGCUUCCCAUCGCUCACCGUGUGUCCGCACAAGCGCAUCGAUGACAUCAAGCUGGAGGAUUACAUAGAGGCCCACAGCGAGAAGUUCGAGGACGAGGAUGAUAAGGAGUUCUUCCGGGAUUUUAUUAUCAAACUUGCGAGUCUCACAUACGACAACUUGGAAACUCUGCCAUUGAACAAGUCGUACGGCAUCGACAGCAGCGACUAUUUGAGCUUGCUCUAUGAGCUGAAAUGGCCCUUCGAGCCGGAAAUCAGCAGCGGCGCCGCUGUCAAAAUGUUCAUCUAUGAGACGCAAACGGAGUUUGGCAUUUGCCACUCCGUCAACUCACUUGUGGCACGCUACAAUACCUACAAAUAUUGGCGCUCUGGCGAUUGGAGCCUUUUGGAUCAUGGCGAUCGUGUGACAGUUCAUCCACUCGAUGGCGAGAUCUAUGCACAGAUCAUCAAUCUAUCGACUGCCUACGAUGUUUACUUUCACGGCGCUGGCGAUGUGCCGAGCAUAUCGAAGCAGCGUUACACCUUUCCCGAGAGCGACUAUACAACGGUGGAGCUGAUCGCGCUGGAGAUCUACACGAACGAGGAUGCCAGAGCCUUCAACACCAAGCAACGCAAAUGCCGCUUUCAGUAUGAGGCCGAUGAGAUGCAAACGGUGCCCAUUUACAGCUUUGGCCUGUGCCUCUCCGAGUGCCGCAUGUUCUUUGCUCUGCGCGUCUGCGGCUGCGUGCCGCACUUUUAUCGCAAUAUAUUGCGCAAUGGCCGCCGCUUGCCAAUAUGCGGUUUGGAGGGCAUCGGCUGCUUGGUCAAAAUUAAACGCGAAAUAAUCUCCCUAAAAUCGGAUAAAUACAAAAUCAAUUGCAAUUGCUUGUCCAACUGUGAUGAUUCCAACUUCUUUGUGCAGUCUUAUAGGUCCCGCGUCUGGUUUCUGGGCGCUAAUCUACAAUGGGGCAUUAUUGAUUACCCGAAAAUGCAGCUACGUCGGGAUGUUCUCUUCUCCUUUGCUGAUGUUUUGGUUUAUAUUGGCGGCUUGGUUGGCUUCUUCUUGGGCUGCAGCGCCUUGAGCUUUACGGAAAUUAUUUACUUUUUUACAGCCCGUUUGGUGCGUCGCAUGUUUUGCAAUUGA